Molecule: messenger RNA, 1413 nt
Organism: Amborella trichopoda
Lineage: Eukaryota; Viridiplantae; Streptophyta; Magnoliopsida; Amborellales; Amborellaceae
Source: RefSeq, a predicted model, not a curated record
AUGUACAAGUUUGUUGCUAAACCAAAGAGGCUUCGAAUGGAUAUCUCUGAGUGGAGCAAAACCUCUUUUGGAAACAUUGGUCCUCAAAUAACGAAUAUAAGGGUUAGACUAAUUGAGUUGCAGGAAAUUAUUGAUAUUAGUCCAGGAGACCCGACUACUGCUUUGGAGGAAGCUCAACUCACAUCCCAACUUUCGAUCCUUUUGGCUCGGGAAGAAAGUAAAGUUAAAGAGACGAGUCUGGAGGGCCAUUACAAGCUCGAAGGGCCGAAGAGUCUGAAAUACCAGGUGGAGCUAGAAGACUUUGAGGACAUGAUAGUUUUCGCUCUAACAAUUGGUACUAGAGAAAUCGACUCUUUCGAAGAUGCCCUAAGUGAUAAACAAAAUGAUAAAUGGAUGACAGUCAUGAUAGAGGAGAUGGAGUCUCUGAAAAAAAAACAAGACUUGAGAGUUUGUCAAGAGGCCCAAGGGAAGGAAAGUGAUUGGGUGCAAGCUAUUACUGCUUUAGCAGCCAUGUUUGAUUUGGAGCUAGAACAACUUGAUAUGAAGACAACGUUUCUUCAUGGUGAUCUAGAGGAACAAAUCUUUAUGGAGAAAUCUGAAGGCUUCAGGGUACAUGAAAAGGAUGAUCACUUUAUGAAUGCAUAUGACAUAACAUCUCUCAAGUUUAUGUUCAGUUAUGAGUUUGAUAUGAAGGAUCUAAGGGCUGCUAAUAGGAUCUUUAAUACGGAGAUUCAUAGAGAUAGAAGUGCAAGUAAACUCUGGGUAACUCAGAAAAGGAUAUCUGAGCGGGACGUCAGAUCUCGAAAUUAUAUUCAACAGGAAGAGAAGGUCUACAUAACUGGUGGACUUAUUUUAUGGAAGGCAUUGUUUCAACCCACAAUUGCAUUGUCUACGACAGAGGGAGAGUACAUGGCAGCAAUAGAGGCUGCAAAGGAGGCGAUCUGGCCGAUUGGUUUGGCUCAUGAGUUGGGAGUUGAGCAAGAAGGUACUGUGCAGCAUUGUGAUAGUCAAAGUGUCAUAAAUCUUGCAAAGAAUCAAGUGUUUCAUACAAGGACAAAACACAUUGAUAUGAGAUAUCACAAUAUCAUAGAGCUUGUAUCAGAAGGAAUCAUUCACUUGAAAAAAUUUCAUACGAAUGACAACCCUACAUAUAUACUUAAAAAGCCGGUCACUACGAAGAAGUUCAAGCUUUGCUUGGACUUGCUUAAUGUUACUCAUUGUUGUGAGUGUGGGACGCACCCCCUGGAAGAUGGGGUGCAGUCGCGUACUUUUAUGGAGGAUAUGAGGAUGAAGACAUCUUCAGGUUAUCUUCAGGGUGGCUCUACAAAAUUCAAGUCAAGGUGGAUAUUGUUGAGGAUUCAUGUCUUGUAUUUUAAGGAAAAAUAUCUGCCAAAGGUGGAGUCAAAGAGAUGA